Molecule: messenger RNA, 2833 nt
Organism: Eleginops maclovinus (Patagonian blennie)
Lineage: Eukaryota; Metazoa; Chordata; Actinopteri; Perciformes; Eleginopidae
Product: histidine-rich glycoprotein-like
Exons: 2
Coding region: 460-1155 (231 amino acids)
Source: RefSeq, a predicted model, not a curated record
GGCCUCCACGAUCUGACUGAACUCUUCUUCUCUCUUUUUGAACUCGCUGACCGCCGCCUCCUGCUGCUCGCUGGCUGCCAUGGCAACCACCGCCACCAUGAGGCCGAGGACGCAGAACCCAGCCGGGAAGACAACGAGCAGGAAGAAGCAGAGGAAGGUUUUACCUGCCACUCGCAACACCUGCCGAGAAACGCUAGACUGCAUCAUCAUCAUCAUCAUCAUCAUCAAUGUGAUCCUCACCUGCAGCAUCAGGUUUUCCCAGAAGUCCUUGCUCACCAGUCUGACCACAGACAGCAGGGACCAGCCGAACGAGUCGAAGCUGGUGUAUCCGUAGUCUGGGUUCCCGUUCGUCCUCAGACAGUUGUAACCCAGCGGACAGGCCCUGAACACAUCAUCACCUUCAUCACUUUCACUUUCAUCAUCAUCAUCAUCAUCACCUUCCUCUUCAUCCUCAUCAUCAUGCUCAUCACCACCUUCCUCUUCAUCAUCAUCAUCAUCACCUUCAUAACUUUCACUUUCAUCAUCAUCACCUUCCUCUUCAUCAUCAUCAUCAUCAUCAUCAUCACCACCUUCCUCUUCAUCAUCAUAAUCAUCAUCACCUUCCUCAUGAGAACCUUCCUUUUCAUCACCUUCCUCAUCAGUACCUUCAUCACCAUCAUCAUCAUCACCUUCGUCAUCUGUACCUUCAUCACCUUCCUCUUCAUCACCUUCAUCAUACAUCAUCAUCGUCACCUUCCUUUUCCUCCUCCUCAUCAUCAUCAUCAUCACUUUCCUCUUCAUCAUCAUCAUCACCUUCAUUUUCCUCAUCACCUUCCUCAUGAGUACCUUCCUCUUCAUCACCUUCAUCAUACAUCAUCAUCACCUUCCUUAUCUGUACCUUCAUCAGCUUCCUGUUCAUCACCUUCAUCAUACACCAUCAUCACCUUCCUGUUCAUCACCUUCAUCAUACAUCAUCAUCAUCACCUUCCUCUUCAUCAUCAUCAUCACCUUCCUCAUGAGUACCUUCCUUUUCAUCACCUUCCUCAUCAGUACCUUCAUCACCAUCAUCAUCAUCACCUUCGUCAUCUGUACCUUCAUCACCUUCCUCUUCAUCACCUUCAUCAUACAUCAUCAUCGUCACCUUCCUCUUCAUCAUCAUCAUCACCUUCCUCAUGAGUACCUUCCUCUUCAUCCCCUUCCUCACCAUCAGUAUGGAGUGUGAACACGUACCCGGCACUAGACCUGUUUCCACACAGCAGAGGCUCCGAAUGACCGGGCAGGAAGUACAUGUUUGCUACAGGAGAGAGAGAGACAGUCUUCAUCAUCACCAUAUACUUCAUCAUCACUAUACCAUAUUCUUCGUCAACAUCAUCAUACCUCUGUUGUUGAUGUACUGGCUGUAGUUGUACUGGGAGCUGUAGUUGUACUGGGAGCUGUGGUUGUACAGGGAGCUGUGGUGUUCGAUUAACUCUGCUGACCACACCACACACUUAUGCUUCAGGUCUCCCAUGAAGAGUUGCUGACCAACCAAAGCGCAGAGGCCAAGCAAAAACAGCGCCAGAAUGAUGACACCAGUGAGUCUCUUCACUGAUUGGACGAGAUCUCCAACAGUCGUCUUGAGACCUGAGAGGGGCGGGGUUUGAAACUGCUCCCUUAAAACCCUUUAAUGAACAAUAAUUAAUCUACACAGACUCUCACUCACUCUCUCUCACACACACACACACACACUGACCAGGGAGGACUGGGAUGAUCUUCAGCACACGAGUGACUGAGCUCAGCACGGUAAACAUCCUCACAUCUACAAACUGUGUCAGAUAUCUGAAAGAUGAAAUCAAACUGAAUCUGGUGAAAAGUACCAACAAGACACAAACCACUAAAGUUUAUUUCUCCAAUAUAUUUAUUAUAGAUUUGACCCAAUUAUUGUAUUUCAUAUUUUACUAGUACCCGGUGCAGAUGACCAGCACGUCCAGCCAGUUCCAGCCGUCUCUGAGAAAGGUGAAGUGUCCAGCACAGAGUCCUCUGGACAUGACUUUAACCACCGCUUCAAACGUGAAGAUGGCUAUGAACACGCGUCUGUUCAAAGACAGAAAAACACUGAGAUAUUUAACAAUACAACAGUUCAUGUAAAAAAACGAAAAUGAAAGACGGUCAUAAAUCAAGAGAGCAGCAGGAACCUUUUCUCCUAGAGAUUCUAUACAUUCUGAGGAGUCGCCCCCUGCUGGGAAUCAGAGUGUGCAACUCUAAGGAGCAUCUCUCUCUGACCCGAAGGGUUCUGUUUCAACAUUUUAGAUUAAAUAACUCUGUGAUCUUCCCUCUAGCGCCCCCCUCAGGACAAACUGUACAUGCUUUUUUAGUCUUUAUUUUGCUGCUGUGCGAAGGCAUUGAAGACAGCAGUGUCACUUCCUGAGGACAGCUGAGGUCAAACUGAUCUCACACUGAGGACUAUUUGUUCACAGACUUCAGACUGUCUCUCCAAAAUACAUUUCAAUCCUGUGAGUCACUCCUGUUGUUUUCCGGACGUGUGUGUGUGUGUGUGUGUGUGUGUGUGUGUGUGUGUGUAAACUCACUCCACAGUCCUGCUCCACUCUGGAGGGUGGCUUAGCGUCAUGAACACACAGCUGCUCAGGAUCGUCAGGAGGAUGAACAAACUGAAUAAAGUUUUCUUUAUUAAGAACAAACUCAGUGACACGGCAUCAUGGGGCUGCAGUACACUGAGACUGCAGCCUACUAAUGUCCAGAAAACACACGAAUAAUAAACAAACACAACUGAGACUGCAUCCCUCUUAGCGUCAGUAAAGUUAUAAUGAGGAAACAUCCCAUCUCAAGAUGUAUGUGGUUAAAUAAAGGAUAUACA